AUGGACGUGGGCUGUAGUGUGAUUGAAGCGUUCAUGUGGAGUGUGGCUCUCUUCAGAGAGAGGGUAAAGUCUUCAAAGACUCUCUGUGAGGAACCAUUGAAGUGGGAUCCUAAUCGGAGAGCAGCCUCGUGGUUGUCUAAGAAGAUCCAGAGAUCUGUGGCCAGUUUGGUUGAUGCUAGAGUGAGGGCUUUUGCUGCCCCUGCUACUGCGGCUGUGGCUUCUGCAUCGAACACAAAAUGCAUUUGUGCCUAA
Molecule: messenger RNA, 252 nt
Organism: Sclerotinia sclerotiorum 1980 UF-70
Lineage: Eukaryota; Fungi; Ascomycota; Leotiomycetes; Helotiales; Sclerotiniaceae
Exons: 3
Coding region: 1-252 (83 amino acids)
Source: RefSeq, a predicted model, not a curated record